AUGAAAAAAGCACAAGUUGUGUUUAUACCUUCUCCCGCUGUAGGUCAUUUAGUUUCCACACUCGAGUUCGCAAAGCUUCUAAUCAACCGUGACAACCGUCUCCAUAUAACCGUAUUAGUUAUCAAAUUCCCACACACAACAGAAACCGAUAUCUACACAAAAUCCCUUCCUAUCUCCGAUUCUCUCAAUCUCAUCAACCUUCCAGAAUGCUCUCUUCCUCCAAACUUAGAUCGAGGUUCCGCCAUGACCGCUCUUCUCGAAGCUCAGAAACCAAACGUCAAACAAGCCGUAUCUAAUCUCACUACUGGAAAAGGACAGCUUGCUGCCUUCGUUGUCGACAUGUUCUGCACCACCAUGACUGAUGUUGCUAAAGAGUUUUCUGUCCCUACCCUCGUCUUCUUCACUUCUAGUGUUGCUUUCCUUGGUUUGAGUCUUCAUCUUCACACUAUCCAUGAACGAGACAACUUAGAUUCAACUCAGUUGCAGCAACUCACUGAGCUGGCCGUCCCGAGUUUUGCUAACUCGGUUCCAAUAAAAUCGUUGCCUAGUGUUGUGCUACAAAAGGAAUGGGAGACAUUUAUGAUGGCCUACUGGAACGGGCUAAAAGAUGCAGAUGGAAUUAUCGUAAAUUCAUUUGACGAGCUAGAAUCGUAUGCGGUUGAUUCAUUUGUAACUGAUCCCGAUCUAGCUGGUAUACAACUAUAUCCGGUGGGACCCAUACUAAAUUUGGAGCACAAAACCAAUAGCAUUGAUGAAUCCAAUGACAUCAUCAAGUGGCUCGAUGACCAACCUCCUUCAUCAGUAGUUUUCCUCUGUUUUGGGAGUAAGGGUUCUUUCGAUGAGGAUCAGAUUAAGGAGAUUGCAAUGGCAAUUGAGAACAGCGGAGCCCGCUUUAUAUGGUCUCUUCGAAAACCUUCUCCAAAAGGCGCAAUGGAGGCACCCUCUGAUUACUCGUUUUUUGAUUUAGGUUUGAUUUUACCGAAAGAUUUUUUGGAUCGAACAGUAGAAUUGGGAAGGAUCGUUGGAUGGGUCCCACAAGUUCAAAUACUAGCCCAUCCAGCAGUAGGAGGAUUUGUUUCGCAUUGCGGUUGGAAUUCAACACUCGAGAGCAUUUAUUUUGGUGUGCCUAUUGCUACAUGGCCUAUUUAUGCGGAACAACAAACUAAUGCUUUUGAAUUAGUGUGUGAGUUAAAGAUGGGUGUGGAGAUUGCAUUGGAUUAUAACGUGGAGGAGUUUAAUGGCAAACCUAACUAUCUUGUAACUGCAGAAAAGAUUGAGAAAGGAAUAGACAGUGUGUUGGAAAAAGAUGGAGAGGUAAGAAAGAAAGUGAAAAUGAUGAGUGAAAAGAGUAAAACAACAUUGUUAGAAGGAGGUCCUUCUUUUACUUAUUUAGGAUACUUGAUUGAUUAUAUUAUGAAUCAAACAUCAAAUUGA
Messenger RNA from Lathyrus sativus (Indian pea), 1434 nucleotides. Lineage: Eukaryota; Viridiplantae; Streptophyta; Magnoliopsida; Fabales; Fabaceae. The record is from the annotation of a GenBank genome assembly.